Cylicocyclus nassatus is the source of this 483-nucleotide messenger RNA. The record is from the annotation of a GenBank genome assembly. NCBI's taxonomy places the organism in Eukaryota, Metazoa, Nematoda, Chromadorea, Rhabditida, Strongylidae.
GUUUCAGAGUAUUUUUGUAAUCGUUUCGAUUGCCGUAUGGAUCACGGAAAACUGAUCGGAUAAUGGAAUGAUUUGCACAGCAGUACGUAGCGACUAAUGAAGGAAUGUUCGAUACAGCGGAUACGUGUUUCACAAUGGUCUGCCCACAUCGAACAUUACCAAAUGGAGCUGCUUGAUGCUAGCUCUGUCAACACUGCAUUACUCGCCCAAAUAUUCGAUUCAGUACGCAUGAGGAAGUUAGAAAUUCCAUGUGAUGAUGCGGCACUACUGGACAAUAUUUGGCAUCCAGAUUGUGAAGACUUUUGCUACGAACUGCUUGAUCUGGCACAGCUCAACACGACCGUUGCGUUCGUGCUAUCUGAAGCAAUUCUUAAAGACUUACAACUUUUUAGCUGUGACUGGGCAGACGUGCUUUUCGCUCUUGCUGUGUUUGCUCCGAUACCCAAAGGGAAGCGUUUGUUGUUGAUGCAGCCUAUGAGAUGA